Molecule: messenger RNA, 1339 nt
Organism: Serpula lacrymans var. lacrymans S7.9
Lineage: Eukaryota; Fungi; Basidiomycota; Agaricomycetes; Boletales; Serpulaceae
Exons: 5
Coding region: 28-1257 (409 amino acids)
Biological process (GO): phenylacetate catabolic process; fatty acid beta-oxidation
Cellular component (GO): peroxisome
Molecular function (GO): acetyl-CoA C-acyltransferase activity
Source: RefSeq, a predicted model, not a curated record
ACAUUACCAUUACCAUCAUCCAUCACAAUGUCGAUGCAAACCAGCACCUCAAACGCCAAAGCCAGAGUUUUGGCAAAGAACGACAACGAUGUCGUAAUCGUAUCGGCCGUUCGCACCGCUCUUACCAAGGGAAGGAAAGGCGGGUUCAAAGACACUCGACCUGAAGAGUUGUUAUCUGGUGCUCUACGAGCUGCUUACACGAAAGCGAACCUCGACCCCGCUUUGAUCGAAGAUAUUGCUGUUGGUAAUGUUCUCCCUCCUGGUGGAGGUGCUACUGGUGCUCGUAUGGCAGCUCUGCACGCCGGUAUACCCUAUACAGCUUCCGUCGACACUAUCAACCGUCAAUGUUCUUCCGGCUUGGCUGCUAUCAACCAAGUGGCAAACCAGAUUCUUACCGGUCAAAUUGAUAUUGGUAUUGGUGCGGGUGUCGAAUCAAUGACUUUUGGAUGGGGCGCCGGCACUUUACCAAGUGGAUGGUCAGACGAGGUCACGACCAACCAGGAAGCCGCCGACUGUCUCGUUCCCAUGGGCUUCACUUCUGAAAAUGUCGCAAACGAUUUCAACAUCACCAGAGAAGUCCAAGAUCAAUUCGCAGCACACUCCUUCCAGAAGGCUGCUGCUGCUCAAAAAGCUGGGAAAUUCAAAGAGGAAAUCAUCCCUUUGAAGGUCAAGUUCGUUGACCCCAAGACAGAAAAAGAAUCGGAAAUCAUCGUCGAUGCAGAUGAUGGCAUUCGGGAUGGUGUUACCGCCCAGAGCCUGUCGAAGUUGAAGCCUUCAUUCACGAAGGAUGGUUUUACCCACGCUGGAAAUGCUUCCCAGGUAUCAGAUGGUGCCGCAGCUGUGGUCCUCACACGUCGCUCAGUCGCUAAGCGACUCGGUCUACCUAUCGUUGGGAAAUACGUCGCUGCAGUCGCCGUCGGUGUACCACCAAGAAUUAUGGGUGUCGGCCCCGCCUAUGCCAUCCCCAAAGUCCUCGAAAAAACUGGUCUUUCAAAAGAAGACAUUGACUUCUUCGAGAUCAACGAGGCGUUCGCUUCCCAAGCCGUGUACAGUGUACAAAAAGUGGGCAUUCCAUUCGAGAAGGUCAACGUUAACGGUGGUGCUAUUGCCAUUGGCCACCCUCUUGGUUGCACUGGUGCCCGACAGGUUGCCACUGGACUCAGCGUUGCAAAACAACGGAAUGAGAAGGUCUUCAUUACGAGCAUGUGUAUUGGAUCUGGCAUGGGUAUGGCAGCUGUGUUUGUCAACGAGCAGUGAUUUGUGUUCUAGUAACUAGCAUUUCUUUCCUCUGUAUGUAUUUCUUUGACAUCACUAUUUCUAUAAUUUCUUCGCAAACUUC